This is a messenger RNA of Xiphophorus maculatus (southern platyfish), 5247 nucleotides long. It is a transcript of the gene wdr27, whose product is annotated as WD repeat domain 27. The transcript has 25 exons. The record is from RefSeq and is a predicted model, not a curated record. Gene Ontology annotation, molecular function: protein binding. Lineage: Eukaryota; Metazoa; Chordata; Actinopteri; Cyprinodontiformes; Poeciliidae. The coding region runs from base 187 to 2613 and encodes 808 amino acids.
AUGAUCUACUUAGGAGCGUGUCCUCCGAUGUCUUUUAAGCUACGGAAAUGCGCAUUUUUUUUUUUGCAGCAUCAUUAUACAAAGUUAUUUGUCUGAGACAAGCGAAAUGAAAAAUCUCAAAAGAUUUCUAAAUAGGUAUUUAGCCAAAGUAGUGUACGUUUUCAUACAAACAAGAGCGAGGCUGAAAUGAUUAAGGAAAAGUUGAGUUUUACGUGUGAUGUACUCCUGUCACACCAACAGCUCGCAUGCUGUGACUGUUACUGUGGUAUACCUCACCAGGGCAACAAUGUGCUCAUUUACAGCAAUAAGGAGACACAACGAAAGCCACUGCUACUAACAGGCCACCAUGGUGUCAUCAGUGCCAUGACUUUCGGAAAAAGAAGCAGUCCUGUUACCUUAUGUUCUGCCUCUUCUGAGUAUAUUAUAAUUUGGGAUAUUCAGGCAUGUCAGAAAAGACAAGAAGAAGGUAAACGUGCUGCUGGAACAGUGAUUGGUACUUUACUGGGGAAUGUUGUGCAUCUCUCAUUCUGCUCCGAUGAUGAACUGGUAGCUGUAUGCUCAGGAACAACUAUUUAUGUCCUCAAUUCAAAGAGACAGGAAGUGAUUUGCACAUUAAAUGGCCACCUUGGAUUUUUAACAUCUGCAGAGUUCUGUCCAUGGAACACAAAUAUUCUUGUCAGCACCUCAGAGGAUCGGACUUUUAAGGUUUGGGAUUUAAAAACUGGAGCUGUUUUCUACCAAUCCUUUGUCCUUGGAGGGUCUUCUCUGCUCAGCGUGUUGUUCUUGGAGGAGGAAGAGCAGCUUAUUACCGGCUCAACUGAUGGACAGAUGUGGUGCUUUUCUUUUGAUGAUGACUACAAAUGCCAUCUUGUGAAAAAAAUGGACCUUCAAAAGAUGGAAAAAAGAUAUGAAAUGCGCCAGGACACUCUGAGCCAGCCACAAGAUGUUGCUGAACAAUUGGUUGCUAAUAAAGUGGAGAUCUCAAAGCCUGUCAUCCAAAUGGCUUCAUGUGGCUCAUUUGCAGAAAUCCAGUUUGGUCAAGAAAUAGACAACAGCUGGUUUUGUGUAGGAAGCUCCGAUGGUCUGUAUGUGGUGGAGCUUGCUACCUCAGAACUCCUAAUGGUGCUGUAUUUCAAAGACAACCCCACCCUGAACAUGACCAUGGCUGGAUCAUGGUCAAUCUGUGUAGGAUCUGAUAAAUCUAUGAUCGUUCUAGUGAGCUCUUUGUUUACUCCAUGUGUGGUCUUGCUGGAGUUGUGUUUGAGUAACCUACGCAGGACAAGAGAAGAAGGUGGUUCAGGGUUUUCUGUUUUUCCAAGUUCUCCUCCACUGCUGGAAUCCCCUCUAAAUGCAGAGUUAAAGAGGAAGGAACCCAGCCAUCCGAAAAAGAAAGGAGCAAUAAAGGAAAAGCCGCUAGUUUUUCACUCAAAAGUGAAGUCAUCUGGAUACAACACCACCCCAAGAAUGACUAUGUUUUCAGCACAAACCAAUGCUCAGAAGAAAACAUCACCUAAAAAGUCAAUAAAACAUUUGGGCUUACUCCAUAGCAACUACCCAGAGGACAGUGCAGCACCAACUGAACCACAUACUGCUCUUAACAUUGCCAACAAACAAGUCUCAUGCCUUCAGUAUUCAGGUGAUGGAAAAAAAAUCCUGUGUGGUCUUGGCGACCGCUCAGUAUUAUUGUACAACUCCUGCCUUACUGGUAGUCCAACUGCAUACAUAGGUCAUGACAAGCCAGUGACCAGUGUGAGCUGGAGCCUCUGCAGACAAUGGUGGCUGAGUGCAGCAGAAGAUCUAUCAUUACGGAUCUGGACCAAAUCCAGCUCAGAGCCUGCCAUUAUCUUGGGUGACACUAUGUUCUCCAAACCCAUUAGAGGUGCUCAGUUUUAUUAUCUUGACAAAUUUCUAGUCCUAACAUCUGGACCUUCUAUAUACUUGUACCUGUAUAAUGUGGACCUCACCCGCGAUGAUGUAAAAAGAUAUAAGCAGCGGAGCAUCAUCAAACUGGCAAGUUGCUUAACGCCAUCAGCCUCGGACAUCACAGCCCUUUCUGCAGUCAAUGAUUUCCUCUCAGACAUUGUUCUGGUGAGUUGUUCAGAUCGGUCCAUUCAAGUUCUGGACAUGAACAAAGGUGCAGUUGGCUCUGUGCUGCCUGACGCCCACAGCAGAGCUAUCCACUGCAUCACACAGAACAAGGGAUCCACAUUCACCUCACAAGCUCCAGAGUCAUACAACCUAUUCCUCACCAGUGCAGUUACAGAUGGUGUGAAGAUGUGGGACCUUCGCACAAUGAGAUGCGUGCGUCGUUAUGAGAACCAUGUGAAUCUCUGCCAUGCAUGCUCCUCAGCCAUCUCACCAUGCGGCCGAUUCAUUGCCUCUGGCUCUGAGGAUAAAUGUGCAUAUGUGUACGAUAUUCGUGCCAGCACCUAUCUCCACAAACUCCAGAGACACUCAGACACAGUACUCAGUGUGGCUUUUAACCCUGCAACACCAGAGUUGUUAACAGGAACCUUGGACGGGAAGCUACAACUGUUUCAGUCAAGCACAGGGUCCCAUUUGUCCCAUGACACCAGCGCUGCUGUUCUUUGCAUCUCUAACGUGACUGAGUAAUUACAGCUGGCUGCAGGAAACACCAGGCAGCUUUCAUUAAGGGAGCUGAAACCCACAGGCAAGGAUUUUAUAAGAAAGGAAGAAUUUAAGUAUUUUGUUUCUGUUGCUUUUAGCUAAAUGAAGAUCAAAAACACGCUAAGCGUUACUGCUGAUGUAUGUUCUUUUUUGUUUGCUAUGAAUUUUAAAAAUGAGCAACACAUUGCAGUUUGUUCAUCUUGGCUAAUCUCCCAAUGUUUACUUAUUUCCUUCUGACUUGGAGUCAGAGGAAUGUCAGAGUUAACCACAUUAAUGCGGUAAGUCUGUAUUUGACAAUAGUAGAUAAAUUUGCCAAAAGCAUUAUUAUAGAUCAUUCUAAUUUCUUAAGCAUUUAGACACUCAAGCAUCACAAUAACUAUUGUUACUUAUGUGGAACAGAUGUAUAGUAUUACAGGCGGUGGCCACUAUUUACCAAAUCACUAUGUCAGAGCAUGACAUCAACUGGGUGCAACCUUUUUGACUGCCAGAAACACAUAUGCUCCUACUGUUCAUACUAACAAAACAGGCUUCAGUUUUUGUAGCUUCAUAGUAAAUCUUUUCUCCCCGAACCAUGAGUAAUGACAUAAAUAUAAAUGUUCGCAGGAUAAAGACAAAAAGUUGUUUGAGUUCCAUUUUAUGCAGAUGAUGCACAAGUGUAGUCUAUUAAAAACAGUCUGAAGGACAUGAGAAUGUCUUUAAUACAAGAUAUAUUCCUAAAUGCAGAUUUAGCUCUAUGAUUAUAAUUUGUAGCUAGAGCGCCAUAAUACAUUGAGUGCGGCCCCAGAGACUCCUCGUCGCGGACGGCUGCCGGACCUCCUCCGAGGGUCCCGCCAUCGGCGCCGCGGACGCCCGCCGGACAUUUCCCGUGGGUUCUACCUCCUGCAUCUCCGCCCACCCGGGUUGGGCUGGUUGUUUUGUUUUUUGGGGGGAAUUUUUCUGGACUCCUGGCCCUUCCUGUGCCUCCGCCCACUCUGCUGGGUUGAUUUUUGUUGUUUUUCGGACUCUAGCCCCCCGUCCAGUGCCCCUCCGCCCACCCUUGUCGGGUGGGCGGAGGGGCACUGAUUUUCUAAUCUAGAACGACCAUGAAGCACUUUAGAAGGGCUGACAUGAGGUUGGUGAUUGCCAGUUGGAGCAGAAAAUCCUCUAAUCUGCAAAUAAACACACUCCUCUUCUCUGCUUGGAUACAAGAAGAAAACAAUAUAUAUAUUUUCUUCUGUUGAUGUUACUUUAUAAAUCAUAUCAAACCGCUUGCUUCUGUUUUCUCCAGAAAACGUCUACUACUGGUAUUUUUGCAACACUUAAUCAAAUCUUCAGAGGCUUCAGAGGACUUUACCUUUCUGGAAAAUAUUAAAGUUUCCAUCUUCACUCAUCUCCUAUCCAUUAGGAAAGAUAUUGUACUUGAUGCUGGUGCUGAAGAUGGAAUGAUAAAUCCUCUCCUGGGUUGCUGAUUCAUAGGAGUUCUCAUUUCUUUCUUGUUCUCUGUCCAGUAGUCUGCUUUUGAUUUAUACUGUCUUUUUGGACUAUGUGCUUUAAUUGAUUCCAAGGCCAGAUUGCCAUCUGUUUUAUUAUUUUGAUUUCAACAUAUAUUAGUAGCUGCCACAUUUCUUAUCACAAAUUCUGGUGUUGGGUCUGUCGAGGAUUAUGUUUGUCUGUAGUAUGUGGGAUUUGGUGUCUGUUUUUGUGCUACAGAGACAGAUAUGUACUGGCAGUGCUGGGUUCAUCCUAUCAUGGUGAGCUUUAGUGUUCCUCCAAGCAGAAAAAUAGGAAAACAAAACAUAAUAAAUUGUCUUUUUUGACUAAAUUUAUGAAGCAGCAUUCUCCCCCCAUCUGCGUGCUGGAAUGUGUUUCUGGCGUUUAUUAAAUGAAUUAAACUGCUGCUUUUAUAAACUGAGUACAUUUUUUAGACAAAGGUUAUACAUUGCCAUAUGCGCACAUUCCUCCUUUGUGUGAGAUCUUUUUUUUUUUUUUUGUAUACUCUCUGGGUUAAUCUCAUCAGAAUAGAAUGGGGAUGUAGCUGAAAAUGGCCACACCUAUAAACCCUCAUUUAUUCCGAUAAAGAGUUAAAUUUUUCAUAAAAUGUUUUUUAUUCUGUUUGUUAGAAGAACUUUGUCUGGACCAGCGCGUGCACAAAUUUAGGACAUCGGGUAGAAUUUGACACCACAUUCUGUUUGUAUCCCAGUGUUAAUGCAAAUGCUAAAAUAUCAUACAAUGUUGUCUCAUUACCCCUUUAAAUUUCAGUUUACAUGCUCUUGAAGCUAUAUUUUGGUCUUAAAUUUGUGAGCAAUCAGCUGAAUAUUCCACAAAAUGCUACAAUGAACUCAAAGUUACAGAAAGUGAAUUUCUACAACCCCUGAAAAAUUUUGAUAUCCUUUGAAAUUUCCUACAUUUUGUCAUAUAAAAUACACUAACUUCAAGUUGUAGACAGAAUUAAAGCAGGAUUUUGCUGUAAAACAAUGAAAUACAUUUAUGUCUCUCUUGCUAAUUUUCCCUUAUUGGGAGCAGAAACAGCUGGACAGCAGGUAGGACGUUGUUUUUUCUGGCUGAUUAAUUAAAAAGGGAUUUGGGCUCUAAACAUUUUACUACAUUGUUUCAAAACAAUCGAAUGGAAUAAAUUGUACC